Messenger RNA from Epinephelus fuscoguttatus (brown-marbled grouper), 6629 nucleotides. Its product is annotated as mucin-3A. The record is from RefSeq and is a predicted model, not a curated record. The coding region runs from base 265 to 6384 and encodes 2039 amino acids. The transcript has 19 exons. Lineage: Eukaryota; Metazoa; Chordata; Actinopteri; Perciformes; Serranidae.
ACAUCCACAGCAACAACUGAAUCACAUUCCUCAGCCUCAACCCAAACCACAAAAGGAGAAACAGGAACUACCAAGACUAGUCAUCCCACAACAGCAAUCAAUCCCACCACAAGUACAGAGGUCUCACCCAGUUCCCCAUCUAUAUUGUCUCCAGUAACUACUCAUUUCACUCAAACAGCACCUGAACACAAAAGUCAAACAACACCAAAUACUACCAGCACAACUCAACUCCCACUGACUACCCAUGAAACAUCUACAACAAUAAUGUCCUCAUCAACAGAGCAACAUUCCACAUCUCCUACGACAAUAACAUCCACAGCAACAACUGAAUCACAUUCCUCAGCCUCAACCCAAACCACAAAAGGAGAAACAGGAACUACCAAGACUAGUCAUCCCACAACAGCAAUCAAUCCCACCACAAGUACAGAGGUCUCACCCAGUUCCCCAUCUAUAUUGUCUCCAGUAACUAGUCAUUUCACUCAAACAGCACCUGAACACAAAAGUCAAACAACACCAAAUACUACCAGCACAACUCAACUCCCACUGACUACCCAUGAAACAUCUACAACAAUAAUGUCCUCAUCAACAGAGCAACAUUCCACAUCUCCUACGACAAUAACAUCCACAGCAACAACUGAAUCACAUUCCUCAGCCUCAACCCAAACCACAAAAGGAGAAACAGGAACUACCAAGACUAGUCAUCCCACAACAGCAAUCAAUCCCACCACAAGUACAGAGGUCUCACCCAGUUCCCCAUCUAUAUUGUCUCCAGUAACUAGUCAUUUCACUCAAACAGCACCUGAACACAAAAGUCAAACAACACCAAAUACUACCAGCACAACUCAACUCCCAUUGACUACCCAUGAAACAUCUACAACAAUAAUGUCCUCAUCAACAGAGCAACAUUCCACAUCUCCUACGACAAUAACAUCCACAGCAACAACUGAAUCACAUUCCUCAGCCUCAACCCAAACCACAAAAGGAGAAACAGGAACUACCAAGACUAGUCAUCCCACAACAGCAAUCAAUCCCACCACAAGUACAGAGGUCUCACCCAGUUCCCCAUCUAUAUUGUCUCCAGUAACUAGUCAUUUCACUCAAACAGCACCUGAACACAAAAGUCAAACAACACCAAAUACUACCAGCACAACUCAACUCCCACUGACUACCCAUGAAACAUCUACAACAAUGAUGUCCUCAUCAACAGAGCAACAUUCCACAUCUCCUACGACAGUAACAUCAACAGCAACAACUGAAUCACAUUCCUCAGCCUCAACCCAAACCACAAAAGGAGAAACAGGAACUACCAAGACUAAUCAUCCCACAACAGCAAUCAAUCCCACCACAAAAACAGAGGUCUCAUCAAGUGCACCACCCACAUUGCCUAAAAAUACUACUCAUUUCACUCAAACAGCACCUGAACACAAAAGUCAAACAACACCAAAUACUACCAGCACAACUCAACUCCCACUGACUACCCAUGAAACAUCUACAACAAUAAUGUCCUCAUCAACAGAGCAACAACCUACAUCUCCUACGACAAUAAAACCCACAUCAAGUACUGUAUUACCUUCCUCAUCCUCAACUCUCACCACAAAUGGCAACACAGAGACUACCAGAAGUAAACAUUCCACAGCAACAACCAAUUCCUCUCCAAAUAUAGAGGUCUCACCAAGUUCCCCAUCUACAAUAGCUCCAAUAACUACCCAAUUCACUCAAACAUCACCUGAACACAAAAGUCCAACAACACCAAAUACUACCAGCACAACUCAGCUCCCACUGACUACCCAUGAAACAUCUACAACAAUCAUGUCCUCAUCAACCAAGCAACAUUCCACAAUUGCUACGACGAUUACACCCCCAGCAACUACUAAAUCUCUGACAUCAGUGAAGAUCUCUCGCACCACAAAAUCAACAACAAUCACUCCAUCAACAUCUACCAGUGUUCUGUUUUCAAGUACUACUGUGACUGUGAUAUCAUCUACAACUCCUCAGUGUGAGGAAUGUCAAAGAAAUUGUUUCAGAGGUACUUGCAAAUUCAACUCAACACUUGGAGAAUGCCAGUGCAACUGUAAAGAUUUUCUCCUUGGACAUACGUGCUCUUUUGGAAAGAAUGACACCCCUGCUCAUGUCGAUAAAACAACAAUACCAACUCACAAAGCAAACAUUACUUUGAAAAUCAAUGAGACGUUUACGGUGGACUUUAAAAAUCUAACAUCAAAUCUAUCAUUAGACUUCAUUGAGAAAUUAGAGCGGGAGCUCGAAGCCCUAUGCAGAGAAGCAGAUCCACAAACAUUCAAAAAAGUUAAAGUCAUCAACUUAUCACCAGGAAGUGUUGUUGCAGAGAGCCAGGCAGAGUACAAUUAUACAAACAAUGAAACUCAAAUCCAGUUUGUCAAUACUCAGCUUGAUGGGGUUUUGACUGAUAUCUUGAAUAAUACAAGUAACCUCAAGAAGAUUUCUCAGGCCUUUAAUAAUUCAACGGUGCUGUUAAAUGGACUCACCUUCCAGAAACCUGAGAUUAAAAAUAUCACAGAUCUGAAGCCUUUUAUAAAUUGCUCUCAGUUCGCUAAUUACACUGCUGAAAUAAUUAACGAGCAAUGGCAGUGUGUUGGACCCUGCAAAACAAACCCCGAUUAUUGUCAUCAACAUGGACAAUGUCUCAAUGACAUUGAGAAAGGGCCAACCUGUCGGUGUUUCAACUCAAGUCUUGGGCAGUUUUUUGGCCCACAGUGUGAAUUCUUCCAUCCGACUCCCAGCACAACUCAGCUCCCAGUGACUAGCCAGGAAACAUCUACAACUAUGAUCUCCCCAACAACAGAACAAUUAACAUCUGUUACGAAGACAACACCCACAGCAACAACUGAAUUUACAGCCUCUGUACUCUCCACAAAUGGAGAAACGGGAACUACCAACAUUAAUCACUCCACAACAACAAUAAACCCCCCAACAAGUACAGAGGUCUCACCAAGUUCACACUCCACAGUCCUCCCACUAACUACUCAUUUCACUCAAACAUCACCUGAACACAAAACUGAAACAACACUGACAAAUACGACUCAGCUCCAAUUGACUACCCAGGAAACAUCUACGACAAUGAUGUCCUCAUCGACAAUGCAACAUUCCACAUCUCCUACGACAAUAACACCCACAGCAACAACUGAAUCACAUUUCUCAGCCUCAACCCAAACCACAAAAGGAGAAACAGGAACUACCAACACUAAUCAUCCCACAACAACAAUCAAUCCCACCACAGGUACAGAAGUCUCACUGAGUUCCCCAUCUAUAUUGUCUCCUACUACAUCUCACUCCACUCAAACAACAACUGAACACAAAAUUGAAACAACACCAACAAAUACCAGCACAACUCAUCUCCCACUGACUAGCCAGGGAACACCUACAACAAUCAUGUCCUCGUCAACAGAACAACAAUCAACAUCUGCUACAAAGACAACACCCGCAGCAACAACUGAAUCUCUGACAUCAGCGAAAAUCACCAGCACAACCAAAUCAACAACAGUCAGUCGAUCAACAUCUACCAUUAUUACCUCUUCAAGUCCUACUGUCACUGUGCCAUCGUCUACAACUCCUCAGUGUGAGGGCUGUAAAACUAACUGUAUCGGGGGUAUCUGCAUAUUCAACUCAACAGUUGGAGAAUGUCAGUGCAACUGUUUUGAUUUUCUCCUUGGAGAUACGUGCUCUUUUGGAAAGAAUGACACCCCUGCUCAUGUUGAUACAGGAGCAAUACCAACACACAAAGCAAAUAUUACUUUGAAAAUCAACGUCACUUUUCAGGUGGCCUUUAACAAUCUAAACUCACCUCAGUCAUUAGCCUUCAUCAACAAAUUAGAAAAGGAGCUUGAAGCCCUAUGCAAAGAAGCAGAUCCACAAACCUUCAAAAAAGUUAAAGUCAUCAACUUAUCACCAGGAAGUGUUGUUGCAGAGAGCCAGGCAGAGUACAUUUAUCCAAACAAUGAAACACAAAUCCAGUUUGUCAAUACUCAGCUUGAUGGGGUUUUGACUGAUAUCUUGAAUAAUACAAGUAACCUCAAGAAGAUUUCUCAGGCCUUUAAUAAUUCAACGGUGCUGUUAAAUGGACUCACCUUCCAGAAACCUGAAAUUAAAGAUAUCCAAGAUCUGGAGCCUUUUAUAAACUGCUCUCAGUUCUCUAAUUACACUGCUGAAAUAAUUAACGAGCAAUGGCAGUGUGUUGGACCCUGCAAAACAAACCCCGAUUACUGUCAUCAACAUGGACAAUGUCUCAAUGACAUCGAGAAAGGGCCAACCUGUCGGUGUUUCAACUCAAGUCUUGGGCAGUUUUUUGGCCCACAGUGUGAAUUCUUCCAUCCGGCUCCCAGCACAACUCAGCUCCCAGUGACUAGCCAGGAAACAUCUCCAACUAUGAUCUCCCCAACAACAGAACAAUUAACAUCUGUUACGAAGACAACACCCACAGCAACAACUGAAUUUACAGCCUCUGUACUCUCCACAAAUGGAGAAACGGGAACUACCAACACUAAUCACUCCACAACAACAAUAAACCCCCCAACAAGUACAGAGGUCUCACCAAGUUCACACUCCACAGUCCUCCCACUAACUACUCAUUUCACUCAAACAUCACCUGAACACAAAACUGAAACAACACUGACAAAUACAACUCAGCUCCAAUUGACUACCCAGGAAACAUCUACAAUAAUGAUGUCCUCAUCAGCAGAGCAACAUUCCACAUCUCCUACGACAAUAACAUCCACAGCAACAACUGAAUCACAUUUCUCAGCCUCAACCCAAACCACAAAUGAAGAAACAGGAACUACCAGCGCUAAUCAUCUCACAACAACAACAACAACAAUUAAUCCCACCACAGGUACAGAGGUCUCACCGAGUUCCCCAUCUAUAUUGCCUCCUAAUAUGUCUCACUCCACUCAAAAAACAACUGAACACAAAAUUGAAACAACACCAACAAAUACCAGCAUAACUCAUCUCUCAAUGACUAGCCAGGAAACAUCUACGACAAUGAUGUCCUCAUCGACAACACAACAACCUGCAUCUCCUAUGACAAUAAAACCCACAACAAGUACUGAAUUACCUUCCUCAACUCAUCUCCCACUGACUAGCCAGGGAACAUCUACAACAAUCAUGUCCUCGUCUACAGAACAACAAUCAACAUCUGCUACAAAGACAACACCCACAGCAACAACUAAAUCUCUGACAUCAGCGAAAAUCACCAGCACAACCAAAUCAACAACAGUCAGUCGAUCAACAUCUACCAUUAUUACCUCUUCAAGUCCUACUGUCACUGUGCCAUCGUCUACAACUCCUCAGUGUGAGGACUGUAAAACUAACUGUAUCGGGGGUAUCUGCAAAUUCAACUCAACACUUGGAAAAUGUCAGUGCAACUGUUUUGAUUUUCUCCUUGGAGAUACGUGCUCUUUUGGAAAGAAUGACACCCCUGCUCAUGUUGAUACAGGAGCAAUACCAACACACAAAGCAAACAUUACUAUGAAAAUCAGCGUCACUUUUCAGGUGGCCUUUAACAAUCUAAACUCACCUCAGUCAUUAGCCUUCAUCAACAAAUUAGAAAAGGAGCUUGAAGCCCUGUGCAGAGAAGCAGAUCCACAAACCUUUGAAAAAGUAAAAGUCAUCAAGUUGUCACCAGGAAGUGUUGUUGCAGAGAGCCAGGCGGAGUACAUUUAUCCAAACAAUGAAACACAAAUCCAGUUUGUGAACAAUAAGCUUGAUGGGGUGUUGACUGAUAUCUUGAAUAAUACAAGUAACCUCAAGAAGAUUUCUCAGGCCUUUAAUAAUUCAAAGGUGCUGUUAAAUGGACUCACCUUCCAGAAACCUGAGAUUAAAAAUAUCACAGAUCUGAAGCCUUUUAUAAACUGCUCGGAGUUUGCUAAUUACACUGCUGAAAUUGUUAAUGGACAGUGGCAGUGUGUUGGACCCUGCAAAACAAACCCCAAUUACUGUCAUCAACACGGAGAAUGUCACAAUGACAUUGAGAAAGGGCCAGUCUGUCAGUGCUUCAGUUCUAGCCUUGAGCAGUUUCAUGGCUCACAGUGUGAACUCUUCCGUCGAGGUCCAGGUUUUUGGGGUGCACUGUUUGGAUCAUUGGCAGGAGCCCUACUGCUCUUCAUUAUCAUCGUCAUUGCCGUCAUUGUUAAAAAGAGAUGUACUGGCUCUUGGAAAAGAAGUAACCCCUAUGACAGAAGACUGUCUGCUUUUGAGGAAGAUUUCUUUGACUUCUCUGAUACAGGAGAUCACAACUUGGGGUUUGCAGGCACUUACACAUCUGAAGGUUUCAGGCCACAUCUAAAAAAUGUUGACACCCGAAUGCAGGCCACAACAAAACGUCCAGAGGUUGGGAACAUCGACCCAAGAUGAAGGCUACAGGCCGCAAGAUUUUGUUUUAAUUAUAAUGGUUUUCCAUGGUAGCAAUAAAGAAAAUUACAGAUCAGUGAGCUACCAACUUUUUAUUGUACAUGAUUUAAUAUACGAGUAAUUUGUUGUUAUGAUAUUUGACUUUAUUUAUAUUCAUUUUAAUUAACUGUAACCUCUUGUGCUCUUAAAUACAAAUUAAGAUGCCAAUUCAGACUCCAGUUAUUUCACACCACACAAUAGCCGUUUGU